Molecule: messenger RNA, 1937 nt
Organism: Callorhinus ursinus (northern fur seal)
Lineage: Eukaryota; Metazoa; Chordata; Mammalia; Carnivora; Otariidae
Source: RefSeq, a predicted model, not a curated record
GGGCCCAGGCCCGGGGCUGGAGCGGCGGGCGGGGCCAAGCUGAGGAAAGCCGUUCAGGGCUCCCCCAUCCCUGCGCGCUUCAGUGGUGUCGGCCGAGGGAAGGACUCGCGGCUGCGGGGCUCGCGCCGCUGUCAGUGCGGCGGGGCGCGCGAACGGCGCGGGCGCAAGGCGGGCACAGCCGAGAGAAGCUGAGGGAGCGGCGGCGGGGGCGACUCCCGCGCGUGUGCUCAGCUCCUCACGCCGCGGCCGGGGCCGCCUUCUUCCUCCUUCUCUCCUUCCCUUCCGCCCCCGAGUGCGGCGGCACCGCCUCCUUCUGCGCCGCGCGGCUUCCUCCAGACCUCUCGGCGCGGAUUGAACUGGAGCUCGGCCCUCUCCCUGGAGCCCUUCAAAGACUGGAGGAAAUUCUUUAAAAUCAUUGAUGAAGAGGAUGGGGGGAGAUGCUCUGCUUGCCUUUGCUUUCUCAUCUCCUUUCCAAGCUUCCAGAGCAUAUUAGGCCUCUGUAAAACCAAAGGCUGGAUUUACUUCUCGGUUCCCUCUCCCAGCCAGAAACUGCGUGAGCCUUGUUCCCAGAGGCAACUGGUGCUGACCCUGUGACCCAAAAGAGAAAAUUGUGGGCUGAGCUCAGCCUUGGUACUGGUGGCCACCAUGUCCUUGAAGAUCCAGACAAGCAAUGUAACCAACAAGAAUGACCCCAAGUCUAUCAAUUCUCGGGUCUUCAUCGGAAACCUCAACACAGCUGUGGUGAAGAAGUCGGAUGUGGAGACCAUCUUCUCCAAGUAUGGCCGCGUGGCCGGCUGUUCUGUGCACAAAGGCUACGCCUUUGUCCAGUACGCCAACGAGCGCCAUGCCCGGGCAGCUGUGCUGGGAGAGAACGGGCGGGUGCUGGCCGGGCAGACCCUGGAUAUCAACAUGGCUGGAGAGCCCAAGCCCAACAGACCUAAGGGGCUAAAGAGAGCAGCAUCUGCCAUAUACAGUGGCUACAGCUUUGACUAUGAUUACUACCGGGACGACUUCUACGACAGGCCAUGCUGCAGCCUCUGGCCCAUUUGCCCCUACAGGCUCUUCGACUAUCGGGGCCGCCUGUCACCUGUGCCAGUGCCCAGGGCAGUCCCUGUGAAGCGACCCCGGGUCACAGUCCCCUUGGUCCGGCGUGUCAAAACCACCAUACCUGUCAAGCUCUUUGCCCGCUCCACAGCCAUUACCGCCGGCUCAGCCAAGAUCAAGUUAAAGAGCAGUGAGCUGCAGACCAUCAAGACAGAGCUGACACAGAUCAAGUCCAACAUCGACGCUCUGCUGGGCCGCUUGGAGCAGAUUGCCGAGGAGCAGAAGGCCAACCCAGGUCAGCUCCCAGGGGUCCUCACCCAGCUCGAUGGCAAGAAGAAGGGCGACAGCAGCAGUGGCAGUGGCGGGGGCAGUAGUGGUGGCGGCAGCCGGCCGCCAGCCCCCCAAGAGGACACGGCUUCUGAGGCAGGCACGCCCCAGGGAGAAGCCCAGGCCCGGGACGACGGCGACGAGGAGGGGCUGCUGACGCACAGUGAGGAGGAGCUGGAGCACAGCCAGGACACAGACGUGGAGGAUGGGGCCUUGCAGUAAGCAGCCUGACAGGAACGAUGGCCACCGGCAGGAGAAGGGCGUGCACUGUACCAGGCCUAAAGCUGGGCACCUGCCCCUGGAGACUACUCCCAGCGGGUCCCAGGAGAGCCAGCCGCAGGCACCUCCUCCCGCACACAUCCCAGCCAGUGCCGCAUUCUCCGCAGGUGGAGUUAUUGGCCACCCCUCCCCUCACGCCCUCCCUGCUGGCACCGCCCAGGCCAGAGGGCAGCGCACAGAGGUUUCCCCACACUCUACCUCCCCUCCCAGGACACUCCCAGGCUUGGGGUUUUUCUAUAGGUUUGGAGAGGGGAGGGUACCCUGACAAUAAAGAGAUUGGAUCCCAA